Molecule: messenger RNA, 786 nt
Organism: Ogataea philodendri
Lineage: Eukaryota; Fungi; Ascomycota; Pichiomycetes; Pichiales; Pichiaceae
Exons: 1
Coding region: 1-786 (261 amino acids)
Biological process (GO): ribosome biogenesis
Cellular component (GO): ribonucleoprotein complex
Source: RefSeq, a predicted model, not a curated record
AUGACCCAGCCUUCGAAAAAAGUUGCCCCUGCGCCAUUAGCCAAACAGCAGAAAGCUGUCAAGACGUCUGUUUACGAGGCCAGUCCUCGGAAUUUUGGGAUCGGCCAGUCGAUCCAGCCAAAGAGAGCCUUGAACCGGUUUGUGAAGUGGCCUGAGUACGUCAGACUCCAGAGACAGAAGAAAGUGCUGUCAAUGAGACUGAAGGUUCCUCCGGCCAUCUCGCAGUUCUCCAACACUUUGGACAGAAACUCUGCUGCCGAGGUGUUCAAGCUGUUGAACAACUACAGACCAGAGACUUCUGCCGAGAAGAAAGAGAGACUCGUCAAGGAGGCUGCUGCCAUUGCGGACGGCAAGAAGAAGGAGGACGUGUCGUCCAAGCCUUUUGUUGUCAAGUACGGACUGAACCACGUUGUUUCGCUGAUCGAGAACAAAAAGGCCAAGCUGGUCCUGAUCGCUCACGAUGUUGAUCCUAUUGAGCUUGUUGUGUUUUUGCCAGCUCUGUGCAGAAAGAUGGGUGUUCCAUACGCGAUCAUCAAGGGCAAGGCCAGACUCGGGGCUCUGGUGCACCAAAAGAGCGCUGCUACCGUGGCGCUCGUGGACGUGAGGCCAGAACACGAGGCUGCUUUGGCCAAGAUUGUGUCUACGGUGGACGCCAACUUUGCUGAGAAGUACGAGAACGCAAGAAAGCACUGGGGAGGCGGUAUUGUGGGCGCCAAGACGGUGGCCAAGCUCGCAAAGAGACAAAGAGUCCAGCAAGCACAGCAGCAAGCCGUGCGCACUGUUUAG